Messenger RNA from Lichtheimia ornata, 1605 nucleotides. RefSeq lists its product as uncharacterized. The coding region runs from base 1 to 1605 and encodes 534 amino acids. NCBI's taxonomy places the organism in Eukaryota, Fungi, Mucoromycota, Mucoromycetes, Mucorales, Lichtheimiaceae. The transcript is spliced from 3 exons. The record is from RefSeq and is a predicted model, not a curated record.
AUGGCAGUACAGACUUUACAAUCCACCCAUUCAUCGCUCCUCAUCAAGCCAUCUAUGACAAUUGAAGAGUCCAUCAGUGAACCCUUGGUAAAGCAAGUGGGUGUCGAGUGGUCGACAGAUUCCGUCAUCUUUCCCGAAAAGUUGGUACAAUCCGUGACAGCAUCCACAAAUGACUUUGCUAUGGUGCAGCAAGAUCCGUUUCGUGUAAUUUUGGUGGGUGCCUCUCAUCCCAACAAAGACGAUAUUCUUUCGUUGCUUUCUUCGGCAAUCAACUCGAAGCAUCAAGAAGCAGCAGCAGCAGCAGCAUCCACAACAGCAGGUCAUCGACAAGUUUUGGAGGCCGAUUUUACAUCCUCUUCUUCUCAAGAACAAGAGUUGGCCGAUUAUUUGGAUCGUAUCACAGAAAAGCGCAUUGAUCUUGUCAUUUACUUGUGUGAUCCAUCCAAUGACAAGCCUUUGCAUACAUUGAAUGACCGCUCGGAUACGGUGGUAUGGCCUUUGGUGUUGGAUGAAGCUUCCUUUGCGACUUCCAAGGAUUUGGCGACUCAUCUUGCCCGUCGUUUGGCAAAUAUCGCCAUCAUGGAUAUGAGAGAUGACAAGGAGGAAUGUUUGCCACAUGCUAUCUCGAUCAACGAGUUCCUGGCCAUGUCACCUAGCAGCGUAUACGAUAUGCUUCAGCAUUGUCCAUGUAGAAAGUUGUGUCAUAUUCAAGAGGAGCGACCCGUGAUCCAGGAAAUGAACAACAAGGAAGAGGAGACAAAGGAAAAGGUGGUAGCACAGCAACCAGAACAACAACAACAUGAACGCUCCAUCCAUGGCAACCAACAACCUCCUGCUACUCAAGUCAAGACCAAGAAAGGCGGCAAGUCGUUUUCUGGAAGCCUGCUGGCAUUAUUAGCCGUUGCUGUGGUUGGCGUUGCUUGGAAGACAUUGCAUCAUCACUCUCUCAAGACACUCAACUUUACAGCACCUCAUCCACCUAUGGGCUUGCGAUUGAAUCCAAUGUGGGAUGCUGUGGACCCAGAAACAUUGGAGCAUUUGUUUGUUGUUGAAUUGGAUACCAAGCAACCAGGAUCGUGGCACGAGCAGCAUUUGACAGUGACCGUACAAGGAGGUGGCGAUGAGUUGGUGUAUCCAAUGACCUAUGAACCUGGUACAGCAUUCCACUAUUCAGCCCUUGUACCAUCCCCAUGUCUUUUGGACCGUAACAAUGAUCUUGAUGCACACGUGGUGUGGCGGUACGACCAUGAUGAUGAAUCUUUGGGUAUGGUGGAGAAGGUGAUUGAUAGCGUGGUGCUCUCUACCAAAUCAUGUCAACCUGCAUACGAGAGAAAGCAGCAUGCCAACAACAAGGAAGAGCAACCACAACAAAAGCAAGAGGAGAAGAAGGAUCCAUUGGAUAAUGAGAAGGAUGGAAUGGAAGGAAAAAAGAAACCUGCUGUGGUACAACAAUCCAAGCAAAAAAGCACUGUUGCAGUAGUGCAAUCGGCCCUCCCUUUCCAAGUCGUCUGGAAAACGAUCGUGGACAACCUAAAGUCAAGAACACAAGGUGUAGCUCGCGUGGUCGUCACCUUUUGGCACUCUUUUGCGCAAUUUUGGCAAUAA